This is a messenger RNA of Homalodisca vitripennis (glassy-winged sharpshooter), 2850 nucleotides long. Its product is annotated as delta and Notch-like epidermal growth factor-related receptor. The transcript is spliced from 12 exons. Gene Ontology annotation, molecular function: calcium ion binding. Gene Ontology annotation, biological process: heterophilic cell-cell adhesion; establishment or maintenance of epithelial cell apical/basal polarity. The record is from RefSeq and is a predicted model, not a curated record. Lineage: Eukaryota; Metazoa; Arthropoda; Insecta; Hemiptera; Cicadellidae. The coding region runs from base 175 to 2019 and encodes 614 amino acids. Gene Ontology annotation, cellular component: plasma membrane; protein-containing complex.
UGCCAACAUCCGAUUCCUGUUGUCAUACUUCUGCUGCACAUUCUUUACAAACUUCUUCAGAAUAGCUCCAACAACGUGGGUCCCGAUAAUCGGUUGGUUAGCCUACAUUGUGAUAGUGAAAUCUUUGCCAAACAAUUGAAUUCUCACUUCGAGCUAAUUUCAAGGUUACACAACAUGGUUGUCGAGUGGGUAGUGCUGAGUUGUAUGGCCUGGCUGUGUGGAGCCUCCCCUGGACCAUCGACCUCGCCUUCACCGCCCCCGGCUCUCAACAUUGGAUGCGACAUCAAGUUAGGCCUGGAGACGGUUCUCUGGCGACCCAACCAGACACAGGAGCUGCUGCUUCCCGCUAUGGAUCAAGGAGGGAAGCUGAAGUGGGAAGGAUCAAUCCACAUGCAGAGUGGAGACAUCCUGCUUGUGAGAAUCAAUGACACCCAGAUCACAAAGCCACCCCCAACCACUACCACUCCUCAACCUUCAACUACACUAAACUACACGACAACUGUGAGUGCCAGACAAAAUCAUACAGUGACUCCCUCCAUGGAUGUCACUGAGUCCCACAUUGGGAGCUACCACCCGGCAGAAAUCUCAGUGUAUCAGGCUACGCGACCAGGACACAUGUCCUGUGACAUCUCGGAGGGAGUCUUGUUGGACAUCACCCCUCUCAGUGUGGAAGGACUCAAAGUUGUAGCUCUCUACGACAAGGAUCUCAGUGAUGGGCUCAACUUUCUUAUAGUAACUUCCGAAGCAUGGACUGACUGUGUGCAGUUACGAGUAUCAGUGAAGUCAGACAAUUGUGGAGACAACCAGGACUGCUCUGGCAAAGGCAUCUGUUACUCCAAUACAUCAAUGGAUGGUUACGAGUGUCAGUGCUGCCCUGGGUUCAUUGGUCCCCAUUGUGAGGAACAAGACGCCUGCUAUCCUAGCCCCUGCCAGAAUCAUGGAAUUUGUGUAGACAUCUCUCAAGGUCACGAUGGCACCACAUUCCAGUGUCUAUGUCCAUAUGGUUUUACAGGGAAAGUGUGUGAAGACACAUCAGACCCUUGUGAAUCGAGCCCAUGUCAGAACCGCGGAGUGUGUAGGGCCAGCAAUCUGACAGCUCAACAGUUCAAGUGUGAGUGCAAGCCGGGGUACAGUGGGCCACACUGCCAACACAAUCUGGAUCAGUGUGCCUCCUCGCCCUGCCAGCACGGUAUCUGUGUCGACCAGCAUGAUGGCUACCGCUGUUUCUGUCAGCCAGGUUUUGCCGGAGAACAGUGCCAAUACGAGUACAAUGAGUGUGAAUCCUCUCCUUGUCUCCAUGGAGGCACCUGUACAGAUCACAUUGGCAGCUACAGCUGUUCCUGCGGUAGAGGCUUCACAGGGAAGCGUUGUGAGGACAAGGUUGACUUGUGUGACCCUAACCCUUGUGCACACCACCACGUCUGUGUUGAUAAAGGGAACACAUAUAACUGUGAAUGCCCAAAAGGGUUUACUGGACCAGACUGCCUUCUGCCUCGUCGAGCUGCAUGCAGUGCCAAUCCUUGCCACAAUGGAGGAACCUGUUGGAGCAGUGUUGACUCAUUUUACUGUGCUUGUCGACCAGGAUUUACGGGGAAAAUUUGCAAUGAAGAGGUGAUCAUUGAGGUUAUACCGAGUGCUGCUGGCAACAUAGAUGUGAAUGGGAACAACGUUCAUCCGAUGGAUUUGCAAAUGCCCAUCUCAAUCCACCUUGAUCACUUGCACAACAUUUAUGUAGCAGCUGGCACAUUGGCAUGUGCUCUACUAAUAGUAGUCUUAACGGUUGCGGCUUGUCAUUGUCGAAUACAUGAAACAUACAAACACUGUUUCCUACGAGGUACUCCUUUAUUACCUUGCAAUAUCAAGCGCUUUGACGUGGAUGUGAAACCUAGCAGACUGGAGGUGGACAAGGAACACAUGCAGCCCCUGGCCACAGCUCGCUCCUACCCCCACCUGGACAGUUCCGAGAUGUACUACGCCCUGGACUUCAGCGACAGUCAGAGCUCUCCUCUCAUCCAGUAGCAACACUUAACGAUCUGUACUGGAAAUGAAAUGUUAAACUAUCCUAGCUCCUAGUUAUCAAAUGUAAAAUAUAAAUUGAAAGUCUAAUUCAUUACCCUCCAAUAACUUUCAAUUAAAUUUUGAGGUUGUUUAAUUCGAUGAAUAAAACAACCAAACUUUUGCUUCCUAAUAUGUUAUGUGCUAGACCUCCAAAUGUCAUUGGCUGCUUAAAGAUCAGCAUAGUCCAACUCAGUAGUUUUAGAGUAGAUCCUACAGUUAGUUCAUUUAUUAUUAGAAUGUAUUGUAUUUGAAAAUGAAACCAUUUUCAAUAAUAAUAAAAAAUAAUUUUACUGUAAGAACAUUUUUGUUUAUAAAAUUAAAAAUAACUCAAAUUUGUACAAUUCCCUGCUAAGUAGGGUGCUUGAACAAAAUAUUUUUCAAUUGAAAUAUUUCUUUCAAUUUUUGCCUAAAAUUCCUCAAUUGAAAAAUUCUAUAAAUAUUGUUGCUCUCUAAUUUAGUUAUAUUCUAUUUAAUAAUGUAUUAGUGUAACCAACAAGAGACUUGAACUCAUUACUAAAUAUUUUAAUAUCAAACACUGUUUCAUGUAUAAUUUUUCACAAUUUGUAUUUAAAUAAAUAUUUAAUGCUUUUUACUAUAACAGAUUAUUACAAAUAACUUGUAUCUGAUUUCACUACAGAAUUGAAUUACUCUGCUAUGAUUUUGAAAUAAGGUAUGAAAUUUCAUUAUUAUUAAGGCUAUAUUUUAUACACUAUAUAUACUAGCAAAUUAUUUGGAAUAUUUGUGUACACAACCCCCUUUUUUUAAUAGUAUUUGUCAUUUAGUCAUUUUUAA